UCAACAUCGGAACAAAGCGCUCGCUUCGCUUGUUCGCUUUUUUAGUGGCGACGCGGAUCAAUUCCUAUAAAAAUCCGUUCCGAAUCGAAUACCUUCCGUUCCCAAAAGUUCCCGUCAUCAUGGAAGACAAGAUCGGUUGCUUAGAGCAGGUGCUGCAGGACUUCCACACAAAAGGAAACCACAUUCGGCUGAUCAGCCAGGAGCCGGAGCGACUGGACGAUGGUGGGUUCGUACGAAUUUGUAAGUCCAGCGAAAGCAUUGGAGUUGGAGAGCUUCCUGCGGGUCUGGAACCGUUGCUGGAACGUCUGUUGGCCACGGCCAGCAGUGCUGGUGAUGGUGACGGCAGCCAGGGACAAGUGCUUCCCGACGUGAUGGAAGAGAGGGGCUCGAUACUGAAGGAGAUCGUAGAGGAAGUCCUGGAACGAAUCGACGAAUUCAGUUCUCUGGAACAGUACAUAUGGCUGGUGAAGUUUUCCUGUGGAUUAUGUUUAUUGAAGAAUCUUCCCGUUGGAAUGAGCUUUGAGAUUAACAAAGUGAUUCGUUCCGUCGCCAGUUUGGAGACGGAAGAGUACGAGCAUUGUCCAGUUACGAUCCACACCAUCAGCAAGAGCUUAUUCGAGGACAUCCCCCUGGAAGGCAUGAAUCUGGUGCACGUAAUCAAAAAACUUACCGUACUUAAUCAGAAGCUCUUCUACUACGUUUCGAUCACGCUGGUCUUCGCCGGAAUCCAGCAUUACAGUCAGUCCUCAGGCGGUGAAUCCGUUCCCAUGUACCGCCUGUUCGGGUUCGACGAUGUCCUCUCCCAGCUCGGUGCGCUCAAGCUGGAGCACAUCAAGCAGGAACGCGAUAUGCGGGUGUUUUUCCUGAUACUGAAGCUGCUUUCCGCGUAUCAGAAUGCCGCCAUCCUGAGGCACAGUCUCUGUCGCUGGGAGGACUUACAGGAACAGCACAAGGAUUUUGCCGAGUUUUUCCGGAUAAGCAUCGACCAGAAGAAAGCGUUCAUUCAGUGGCUGCUGAAGGCACGGAAUUUUGUAGCCAACUUGAACUCUAAAUCCGGAAUGCAGGACAUCGGGCUGAAGGAGGAUUUGAUGCUGGUGACGGAAUUGAUUGAUCUUGACAUGAUAGCCCUCAUGGAGGACGAUAUCGAAGAAGCAUCCCAGUGAGGGACUGGUGCAUUUUUAACCUAAACCUAGUAUUAAACAUAUACCUACCUAGUAAAUACUCGUUCGCAUAGUUAGUUUUUCAGCGCAACAUGACGUGCAUUUUUCAAAACGCAGAAAAUUGUGAUAUUUAUCCACAUUGAGUUGACGGCGGUGGUGCUGCUCAAUCCGAUAGAUUAGUUAUUUUGGAUAGAAAUACAGUGUAGAAUGUGUAUAAUGACAGAAUUAAAUAUAACAAAUAGCUAAACUUUCGCUAAC
Molecule: messenger RNA, 1418 nt
Organism: Aedes albopictus (Asian tiger mosquito)
Lineage: Eukaryota; Metazoa; Arthropoda; Insecta; Diptera; Culicidae
Exons: 4
Coding region: 120-1163 (347 amino acids)
Source: RefSeq, a predicted model, not a curated record